Punica granatum (pomegranate) is the source of this 2396-nucleotide messenger RNA. Lineage: Eukaryota; Viridiplantae; Streptophyta; Magnoliopsida; Myrtales; Lythraceae. The record is from RefSeq and is a predicted model, not a curated record.
GGAAAUAAAAUCUUUCAACGGUGGAGAGGAAAGAACAUUUGCAUGGAGAAGGGAUUUUAUUGUUAAAUAUAAAAUUCCCGAUUAAUAUGGUUUUAUACAUCAUAAUAUAAUUCUAAAAUUACACAUUUAUUGACCAAUACAGCAUUGCAGUAUAUUUCUCACCUAGAAUAAGCUAUCAAUAAAGUCACAGUAAAUUAUCUUUAUUCAGUUUCUCCUCUUGAGAAAAUUCCACAAAGAAUUUCAGUUAUGAAUAUAUUGAUUUUACCAAUAAGUAUGAGAAACAUAAUAGCAACAUAUAAUUACGAUGCUAUAUAUAUCUUUAGAAAAACAGCAUCUAAUCAAAUACAUAGAUUUCUCAUAUAUAGACUGUUGUUAAUCUCGAUAGUUGUCAUAAUUAUUGAUAACACCAAGUAAUAUAGAUUCUGAAUAAAAUAUAUUGACGCCAAAUAAAUUGGUUUUCUACAUUGAAGGUAGGUUUCUCAAGAAUACAUUGGUGUUAUAUAGAAGAAAUUAAGGAGGCCGCAUAUACAGAUGCCGAAUAAUUGGAGUUCUAUAUUGAGAAACCUAUCAAUUACAGAUUUCUUAAAUGUUAUCCUUUGAUAUCCUUUUUUUUUUCCAAUAUAUUAUUUACACAAUUAAACCUACGAUAUCUGCACACUGUGUAAAGUGAUGACGUGGCUGCCCAAGGUUUUAGUUUUGGAGAAAAUUAAAAUAUUUUCAUAAGGCAAGUAGAGAACAACAAUGAUAGAAAUAUACUGGUAAAUCUUCUCUAGAUACCAUAUGGAUAAAGGAAAGUGAUAUGGUACAAUUAAUAUCCGUGAUCCUCGUUACCAUAAAGAAAGAGGAACCUCUUCCAUAAAUAUCAUAUAGACAUUUACAUUUUUACCUUUGCAUGUAUCCAUACCCUGUUAAGCAAAAGAUAUCUUCCCCAUUGAGUUAACCUCAUCUGCACAAGAAGCCAUAGAUUGCAACCGAAAAACGUUUGCUUUUCGUCCUCCUGACAAACUGGUCAAGAAAUAGAGAGGCAACCUUAAUAUUGCAUCCAGAAUUUCCAAGCCAAGAGACAAAGAGGGAGAUGUGGAGGAGAGCAUGGAGUUCGUCGGUGACAUUUGUGGGCAUGAUCAUGGCCAUGAUGGCGCAAUCGAGCGCCAUGGUGGUCAUUAAGUUUGCCAUGUCUCAAGGGAGCGACAAGUUCGUCCUUGUACUCUACAGCAACGUGCUGUCCACCAUUCUCUUUCUUCCUUGUCUCCUCAUUCUCCGCAGACCUGGUAGUCCUCGUCUCACGUCGUCCGUCCUCAUCAGAUUCUUCUUGCUGUCCCUGACCGGAUUCCUGGUACAGAUAUUUGCAUUCGUGGGACUUGAUUACAGCUCUCCUACGCUUGGUACCGCUCUUCUGAACCUCGUCCCCGCUUUCACCUUCAUACUCAGCAUCAGCUUCAGAAUGGAAAGAUUGGAGUGGAAGAGCUCGAGCAGCCAAGCUAAGGUUGUUGGAACCACAGUAUCGAUCGCGGGAGCAUUUGUGGUCGCUUUGUACAAGGGCCCGCCAGUCACUUUGUUAACAAGCUCGAGCUCUCCGCAUUCAAGCUGGGCCCUUGGUGGGUUCUUCCUUGUGUGCGAUGCACUGUUGAUCUCAUUAUGUUACAUUAUCCAGGCAUUGAUCCUCCGGGAUUAUCCGCUGGUGCAAAUCGUGACAUUCUUUUACCACUUAUUCAUGACCGUCUUCUCUGCUCUGCUCGCCCUGGUCUUAGUGAAGGACCCUAAGUCAUGGUCCCUACAGGAGUCGAGUUUGGUCUCGGUCAUAUACUCAUCAUUGGUGAUGAGUUUGCUCCAUACCGCGGUGAUCAUAUGGUGCGUAAAGAGGAGAGGGCCUGCGUAUGUUGCCAUGUUCCAGCCCCUAGGAAUAAUCAUUGCUGCGGUGCUUGGGAUCAUCUUCUUAGGGGACCCCUUAUGCCGUGGAAGCUUGAUCGGAGCAAUCGUGAUAGUGGGAGGAUUUUAUGUGGUGAUGUGGGGAAAGGCCAAAGAAUCAGAAGACAUGGCCAGUGGACCAUCCAGUGCAUCCGAGGCUCUGCCACAGACAAGCCAUAAGAUCCCAUUGCUAGCUCAAGAGCAAUGCUGAAAAUUGACACACCCCGAUACAGGAUCCCUGGCACCCGAUCGAGCUCAUAUGCGAGGAAUCAAAGUUACUUGCUCACUUAUUGGGAGUUCCAGGAUAUGUACAAUCAUCCAGAAAAAAAGGCAUGACAAAUCAUGCAUGUAAUAUGAUGUAAUAUAAUAUGCAUUUAAUGAAUCAUGAUCUGUAGCGGGAGCUUAUUGUUUCUAUUUAAUUCGCUCUGCUGAAAAAAUCGCAUGACCAAGGAACUUUGAUCCUGUUUGUAUAAAAUUUUAUUCUAAAUCAU